UGGAAAGAGCUCCAUUGGGAGGCAAGGGCAGCCAGUGCCAGGCCCAGGAAUGUGCCCAAGAUGGCCUCUCACAUGACAGCCAAGAAUCAGGGUUGAUCUGUUCUGUCUGCAGAGGUGUGGAGAACAGCUGCUGUACCUCCAGUCCAGUCUCUGGUUUCUUUUGAGGACGUGGCCGUGUCUUUCACAGAGGCAGAGUGGGCACUGCUAGAUCCAGUCCAAAGAGCUCUUUAUGAGGACGUCAUGCUGGAGAAUUAUGGGAGCGUGGCUUCUCUGGAAGGACCCGCCACAGAACAUGGACAGGAGAUGAUUGGGGGAAACAAAGGGUUUUCUGUGGAAAAAGACAAGGAUGAUGUUUCAGAAGGAAAUGUUGAGGACAGAGACCAACCACCAAGGCAGGGUGGAAGCCAUGCAGACAGGACAGCAGAUAAGCCCGUUCUGUCCCAUGGAGGAUGCUCCUGUGAAAGUCCAGUCCAAGAAGUAAGAUCAACCAAAACAAGAACAAAUGAAUGUCUUCGUGCUAACCAGAGAAUCUGCUCCAGGGAAAACACAAAUGAAAAUCUGGCCUCUGGAAAGACCUUCAGUCAGAACUCAGCCCUUUCAUCUCAUCAAACUCAGUCAGCAGGGGAUGCACAGUGGAAUGAGGGUGAUGGGGCAGUGCUAAAUGAAGUCCAAAAUGAAGAUUUGGAAGGAAUGUUCUGGAAUCGAGGUGGCCCUAAUAAGCAGAAAAGAAGUCACAUGACUGAAAACAGGGUUAAACCAAUUUCAUGCCAAGGGCAUGAUUUCCAUGAACUAAUCCAAACAGCAGAGGGAGCAAAGACGUGCUUUGAAUGUGGGAUGACCUUUACAAAUCAAAGCCAAUAUGAGAUCCAUCUGCAAAUGCACAUUGGAAAGAAGACCCAUCAAUGGUUGGAUGUUGGAAAGAAUUGUGUUCGUGGAACAGAUCUACAUAGCCGUCAAAAAACAUAUGAAAGAGAGAAAUCUUAUAGCUGUACAGGAAGUGGCAAGAGCUUCUCACACAAACCAGACCUUUCUGAAAACUAUUGUGGGACUCAUUCAAGAGAAAAUCCAUUACUCUGCAUAGAGAGUAGAAAGGCCUUCUCUGGUAUAAGAAAGGGUAAUGUACAUCUUCCGAAGCACCGUAUAAAAAGGGCACAUAAAUGUUUUUGGUGCAGAGCGUUCUUCAGCUGCAGAUCAAAGCUCCUGGUGCACAAAAUAAUUCACACAAAGGAGAGACGUUUUGAAUGCUCAGUGUGUGGAAAGACAUUCAAUUGGAGUAGCAGUCUUCAACAGCAUCAAAGAACUCACACAGGGGAGAGACCUUUUGAAUGCUCAGACUGUGGAAGGAGAUUUAGUCAAAAUAGCAGUCUUCAAAUGUAUCAAAGAACUCACACUAAGGAGAGACCUUUUAAAUGUUCAAAGUGUGGAAAUACAUUCAGUUGGAGUAGCAAUCUUCAGCGGCAUCAAAGAACUCACAGAAAGGAGAGUCCUUUUGAAUACUUAGUGUGUGGAAAGAGAUUCUGUCAGAAUAGCCAUCUUCAACAGCAUCAAAGAACUCAUACAAGGGAGAGACCUUUGUAGUGCUCAUUGUAAUGUCCCUGUCCACUCUUCAAUGAGGCACCCCGAUUUGAUCCCCUUCUCAUAAUAGAUUGUUGGGCACCCCCUGGAUAGCAGAAAGUGCUUUUAUAUGCUAAGUGUGUGGAAAGAGAUUCACUCUUAAUGGCUAGUUGUGUUCUUUUUGUGUUCUUUGCUUCUUCACUCUAAGUUCUCUUUAUUCCUUUGUGCAUUGCUGGAAUUCUACAUUGAGGCUGUUAAUUCCUCUUCUGUCAUCUUUUGCUUCAGUUUUUUCUUUAGCAGUUAGUUUUCUCACUCAUCCGUCAGGGUUGUUAAUUUCAUUUGGCUACAUAAAUAGCCUUUCCUCAGUUCAAUAAUUUAGCUGAUAACCCCCCGCCUCUUUUCUUUUUUCUGCUUUUCCUCAGCCAUUCUGGGUAUUAUCAGCUACUUAAACUUCUUUCCAUAAUUGUGUCAGAGCCCUAGCCUUUCCCAAAGACAGGAAUCAAUACUUUAAAAGUACAGUUCGUGUUUUAUGGAUGGCUAGCAUAUGAAAGCUAAUAUAUUUAGUGUCCGAACUUGGAUCCUUACGAGCAACAGAUGAUAUGUUCCCAGCAGAAAUACAUCAGGCCCCUCCACCCCACUACUCAGGCAGGACACAGAAUUCCCAGAGAAGGGGGAGGUAGGAGGGGGGAGAGGAGGAGGAAAGCAAAGGCAAUUUCACUCAGACAUACACAUUCCAAGUGGGAGAAAACAUUUUUGACUUGAUAACUCCUCAGGCCGAAAGAAGAACAAGAGUUUGGAUUUAUAUCCCGCCUUUCUCUCCUGUAAAGAGACACAAAGGGGUUUACAAUCUUCUUUCCCUUCCCCCCCCUCCCCACAACAAAAACACUGUG
Sphaerodactylus townsendi is the source of this 2444-nucleotide messenger RNA. Its product is annotated as zinc finger protein 664-like. The transcript is spliced from 7 exons. Gene Ontology annotation, biological process: negative regulation of transcription by RNA polymerase II. The coding region runs from base 241 to 1578 and encodes 445 amino acids. The record is from RefSeq and is a predicted model, not a curated record. Lineage: Eukaryota; Metazoa; Chordata; Lepidosauria; Squamata; Sphaerodactylidae. Gene Ontology annotation, molecular function: DNA-binding transcription repressor activity, RNA polymerase II-specific.